Molecule: messenger RNA, 678 nt
Organism: Symbiodinium necroappetens
Lineage: Eukaryota; Dinophyceae; Suessiales; Symbiodiniaceae
Source: the annotation of a GenBank genome assembly
AUGUGGUGCACCCGUUUGGUGGCAGUGUUCGUCAGAGAGUGUUUCGAUGGCAGCAGCGGGAAGACUUGGAGCAACUGGCUCCCGUGGGCACUCCUUGCCGGAGCCCUCUUUUUCGCGAUAACCAAUGUUCCUUACAUGGCGCGGGGUAUGCGCCAAUAUGAAGCCCUGUUCAUGGUCACAGUCUUCCAAGGCUCGAACAUUCUGUCAAACAGUCUGUCCGCCGUGAUCGUGCUAGAGGAAAUGGAUGGGGAGCCCUGGUGGAAGCUUGCCGGGUACUUCUUAUGCAUCGGGGGCAUGAUCGUGGGGCUGUUAGUGCUAACCAGCGGGGAGGAAGACCUCAUCAAAGCUUCCCACAGCAACAGCCAAUUGGAGCCUUUGUCUUCGCCCCCAGUUGAAGAUGUCAUCGAGGACACCGACAGCCUUGUCGACAGCAGCGAGUCCGAGCCUCCAGCCUUCAUGGAUUUCGUUCACGCAGUUGCGAAGGACCCCUUUGAGCACGCCCUGUGCCGGCAGAUUUCCGAGGACGCGUCGAUGUAUGGGACUCCCGGAGGCUUUGAUCGUCCCCGUGCCAUCGCACUGGGACAUGACAUGCCUGAAACAGCUUCGCAGAAGAGUCAAUCCACCUCUUCGCCCCAUUCCCCGAGCGAGGAGCAGGACCGCAUCUACUGGAUGGUUUGA